Molecule: messenger RNA, 4928 nt
Organism: Choloepus didactylus (southern two-toed sloth)
Lineage: Eukaryota; Metazoa; Chordata; Mammalia; Pilosa; Megalonychidae
Gene: KLHL40
Product: kelch like family member 40
Exons: 6
Coding region: 10-1881 (623 amino acids)
Biological process (GO): negative regulation of protein ubiquitination; skeletal muscle fiber development; negative regulation of proteasomal ubiquitin-dependent protein catabolic process
Cellular component (GO): I band; A band
Molecular function (GO): protein binding
Source: RefSeq, a predicted model, not a curated record
CCACUCACCAUGGCGCUGGGCCUAGAGCAGGCCGAGGAGCAGCGGUUGUACCAGCAGACGCUCCUGCAGGACGGGCUCAAGGACAUGUUGGACCAUGGCAAGUUCCUCGACUGUGUGGUGUGGGCGGGUGAGCGGGAGUUCCCAUGCCACCGCUUGGUGCUGGCCGCCUGCAGCCCCUACUUCCGCGCGCGCUUCCUGGCCGAGCCAGAGAGCGCUGGAGAGCUGCGCCUGGAGGAGGUGUCCCCCGACGUGAUGGGCCAGGUGCUGCACUACCUGUACACGUCGGAGAUUGCGCUGGACGAGGCGAGCGUGCAGGAAUUGUUCGCCGCGGCGCACCGCUUCCAGAUCCCGUCCAUCUUCACCAUCUGUGUGUCCUUCCUGCAGAAGCGCCUCUGCCUCGCUAACUGCCUCGCGGUCUUCCGCCUGGGCCUCAUGCUGGACUGUGCGCGCCUGGCGGUGGCCGCCCGCGACUUCAUCUGCGCACGCUUCACGCUGGUGGCGCGCGACUCCGACUUCCUCGGGUUGUCUGCCGACGAGCUUAUCGCCAUCAUCUCCAGCGACGGCCUCAAUGUGGAAAAGGAGGAGGCCGUGUUCGAGGCUGUGAUGCGGUGGGCGAGCAGCGGCGACGCCGAGGCCCAGGCUGAGCGCCAGCGCUCGCUACCCACCGUCUUCGAGAGCGUGCGCUGCCGCCUGCUGCCGCGAGCCUUCCUGGAGAGCCGCGUGGAGCGCCACCCGCUGGUGCGCGCCCAGCCCGAGCUGCUGCGAAAGGUGCAGAUGGUGAAGGAUGCGCACGAGGGCCGCCUCACAGUGCUGCGCAAGAAGAAGAAGGAAAAGCAGGCUGCCGGGGACAAGGCGGCGGACAAGGGCAGAGCCGAGGCUGAGGCCAAGGAGGAGGCCGAGGAGGAGGCUGAACGCGUCCUGCCCGGGAUCCUCAAUGACACCCUGCGCUUCGGCAUGUUCCUGCAGGACCUCAUCUUCAUGAUCAGUGAGGAGGGUGCCGUGGCCUACGACCCUGCUGCCAACGAGUGCUACUGUGCUUCCCUCUCCACUCAGAUCCCCAAGAACCAUGUCAGCCUUGUCACCAAGGAGAACCAGGUCUUCGUGGCAGGGGGCCUCUUCUACAACGAGGACAACAAGGAGGACCCCAUGAGCGCUUACUUCCUGCAGUUUGACCACCUGGAUUCAGAGUGGCUGGGGAUGCCGCCGCUGCCCUCGCCGCGCUGCCUCUUCGGCCUGGGAGAAGCUCUCAACUCCAUCUACGUGGUCGGCGGCCGAGAGCUGAAGGACGGCGAGCGCAGCCUGGAUUCGGUCAUGUGCUACGACAGGCUGUCUUUCAAAUGGGGCGAGUCGGAUCCGCUGCCUUAUUCCGUGUACGGCCACGCGGUGCUCUCCCAUCUGGACCUGGUCUACGUUAUUGGCGGCAAAGGCAGCGACAGGAAGUGCCUGAACAAGAUGUGCGUCUAUGACCCCCAGAAGUUCGAGUGGAAGGAGCUGGCUCCCAUGCAGACAGCCCGCUCCCUCUUUGGGGCCACAAUCCAUGACGGCCGCAUUUUUGUGGCGGCCGGGGUCACCGACACUGGGCUGACCAGUUCGGCGGAGGUGUACAACAUCGCGGACAACAAGUGGGCACCCUUUGAGGCCUUUCCACAGGAGCGUAGCUCGCUCAGCCUGGUCAGCCUGGUGGGCACCCUCUAUGCCAUAGGCGGCUUUGCCACCCUGGAGACUGAGUCUGGGGAGCUGGUUCCCACUGAGCUCAAUGACAUCUGGAGGUACAACGAGGAUGAGAAGAAGUGGGAGGGAGUCCUGCGGGAGAUUGCCUACGCGGCCGGUGCCACCUUCCUCCCUGUGCGGCUCAACGUGCUGCGCCUGACCAAGAUGUGACCGGCCCAGGGGAUCUAAACGAAGCAGCCCUCCUACUCUGUGGCCCCUAUGGGCCUGGCCUCUCAGGGGCUCCAGGGAAGAGGCUAGGAGAGGCCAGAGCCCACCUAGAUCCCGUCCUGAUGUCUGAAGGGCCAUCUUGACCAGGGAAGGGAAAUUGCUGCCUGCUCGCAGCCUUUGGAGCAGGGAUGAGACCUGAGGCCUCUCCAGCAUCUCCAUCCCCUGACCAGGUCUCCUUAGUCCAUGAUCCAGAACCACAGGGCCCUGCCCCCACCUGGCUGUGUGUGCUGGGUGAAUUUCCCCACAGAACUCCAUCUGCUCGCCUGUCUGAUGGGGAGUGUCCCCAUGAGGUACACCUUGAAGUGUGGCUAAGUCUCCUUUAAGAAGAAUAAAGUGCCUUCUGAGCAAGCAGCUCAGGGUCUGGAGUUAGGUACUUCAAGAGUCAGUGAGCAGGUGGUUUGGAGAUUCCGAGCUUCAGUGUUCAUCAGUUGGGCUGCCAAGGUUGGUGGUCUCUCGCCUCUACCCCCCGUGUCCUCCAAGAGCUCGACCCCCUCCCCGAGGCCCAGAACCUCCAGCUCUUUAGCCAGCAUGCACAGGGAGACAGGACACUGUUGCGGGAGGGGGCAGGGAACAGCCAGACUCUGGUAGGAAAGUGUUUUAUUCAUUUGGUCAGGCCCCAGCUAGCCCAUUGUGGGCCAGGAGCCCAGCAACAGCCCAGCGGAGCUCUUCCCUCUCCCUACUCCCACCUACUCCGCUUUCUCCUUGUCCUGCUUCUGCUCUUCCUCCAGGGCCAGGGUUCGCUCACGCUCCUUCACCAGCUGGACACCACAGUAGGUGACACAUAGGAUGGCCAGUGUGGUCCGGGGGAACCCUGUUGGGCGGGGAGAGGCAUUGACACCCAGGGGCAGCAGCACCUCCUCAGUGACAGUUCUCUUCCCCUCCCUCUCCCCACUUGGGCCUCCCUGCUGAGUCCCUGGGGUUGGAGCAGGGUGGGGCUGGGGGACAUUUCAGAAGUCUUCGAGGGUGAUGCCUCAGACAUUCUGCAUCCCCUCACCUGUGAGCAGCAGGCGCCGGGCGACCAGCUCUGUGAACUCGACACUGUUCAGACUCACAAGGUUGUACAUGAUGAUGGCCCAGAAGUUCAUGGCCCCAAAGAGAGCCCGGACCCUGCGGGACAUCUGCUCCGACAGAGAGGCCUGCCCGGUUCACGGAAGCAUCAGCAGUGAGGCAAGACGCCCGGAGGAAAGAGGACGUUGGUAGUCAGUGGCCUUACCUACAUGGCCACCCGGGUCCCAGGGAUAUGCCUGAGGCUCUGGGAGUCCCAGGCUGGCUCUCUCUCUUUGUUAUAGAUGGGGAAACUGAGGUCCCGAGAGAGCAGGACCUGACCAACACAGCCGGCCUGUGUGCACCACACCCCCCAGUUGUCCUUGUUCAGGUCCCCCCAGUUGUCCUUGUUCUGGAAAGUGGCCCAGAGAUGGAGAAGACAGGCAGAGGGUAAGGAGGGCCACAUACCCACAGGAUGAGCCACUGCCCUGACAACCAGGAGGGUGAAAGUUCUGGACCAGAGACCAAAUGUGGCUGGAUGACUCCAGAGAGCAACAGUGCUGCCCCUCCAGUGACUCAGCCAACCCAGCCCCAGACUGUCGCUGCUCACCUCGAUGUGUGCUAGGGGUCCCCACUCUGCCAUCUUUUGCACCCAGAGCUCAAAGUUGAGGCCAAAGCAGUUAAGGAAUGACCACAGAUAGACAAUCUCACAAGGCCCCAGCCACAGAGUGGUGAUGGCAAAUGUGGCCAUGGUGGCCACCAGCUCUGCGAUGACUGCAGAGUGCUCCCCACCAAUGUGGUCAUAGACGUACCUGAGGAAAGAUGGGAAAAGGAGGCAAUGGAAGUGUGGGAAAGGGUGGGUAAGAGAUGGGCAGAAGAUGUGCAACAGGGGCAGCCCUCCUCAACUCUGUCACCUCGGUACAUUCAACAUUCCUCGCCUCUGGUGACUGCCCCUCCUCCUGCGCCCAACUUCAAAAUGUGAGGAGCUCAGAUCUUCUCCAGCUAUGCUCAUUCACUCCCCAAGUGACCUCAUCCAGACCCAAGGUUUCAAAUACUAUCUCUAUGCUGAUGACCCCCAGAUCUGUGUCUUCAGUCCAGAUCCUUUCCUGACUUGUAUAUCCGACUGCUACUAGACGUCUCCGCUUGGAUGCCUGGGUGACUGAUUCCCUCAAAUGUGCUUCAUCCCCAUCUCAGUUAAUGGCACCACCACCCAUCUUUUGCUCCAGCCAGAAACCUUCACCCCAUCUUGGAUUCUCAAUUUCCCUCAGGACCUGCCAGUAUUGGCUGUUGGCUCCACUCAGUCCUGACCACUGCUCACCACCUCCACUAUCACUGCCCUAGUCUGGGCAACCAUCACCUCUCACAUAGACUAUUGCAAGAGCCCCUUAAGUGAUCUCCUUGCUUCUGCCUUUUCCCCUUCCCUAUAGUCCAUUCUCCAGCCAGAAGCAUCUUCUAGUAAUGGAACUCAGAUCAUAUGACUUCCAUGUUUAAAUCCUGCCAUAGCUUCCCACUGCAAUGAGAGUAAACUCAGCCUCCUUUCUGUGGCCAGCAGAUCCUGCGUAGUCUGGCUCCUGCCUCCCUUCCUGACCUCAUCACCCACCAUUCUCCCUCCCAUUCACUACGCUCUGGCCUUACUGGCCUUACUGGUCUUUGCCCCAGUCUCACAGCUGGUUCCUUCCUCAAGGUGUUUGCACUUGUCCUUCCCUCUACCUUGAACUCUUCUGCAGAUCUCCUAAUCAUUCAAGUCUCAGCUCAAAUAUCACUUCUUCAGAGAGGCCUGCUCAGACCCCAACCAAAGAAGCUCCUACCCUACAGUCAACUUCUGUCCUAUCACACUGUUUUAUUUUCUUCGUAACACUUACCACUCUCUAAAAUUACCCUGUUUAUGUGUUUGUUUACUUGUUUAUGGUCUGUUCCUCCCCACUAGACUGUAAGUUCCAUGAGUUGAGGGUCUUUGUCAUGUUCACUGCUGUAUCCCCAGUGUCUAGAACAGUGCCUGGCACAUA